CGGAUGAUUGUUCCGAGGCGUGCCGUUUGACGAGUUUUACGCGCAACAGAGGCAGGCCAACGCAACCGUUCCGGCUAUGCUUGUUGUGAUCGGUCCCAAUCUGCCGUGAUGAAGAUGGUGCUAGUGAAUUUAGGCGUCGUGCUGUUGGGCAUGUGCCAUGUCGGAGCAGCGGAAAUGUGGUGCUAUUCAUGCAUUAGCAACCAGCCAGGCUGCAAGGAUGAGGUGAACUGGCUCAUUCACCAUGCCAUCACGUGCCCCCGAGAUGAUGACAAGUGUGUCAAGAUCAUCGAACGCAAAGGCUCGGAGGUAUUGUACACACGGGACUGUCUGUCCAAUCUGGAGGCGUAUCGGCACGACAUCCCGGCAGACACUUACGAGGGCUGCCGGCCUGCAGCCGAGAGCCCAAAGCUGGCUGUCUAUGUUGACAAUAACAUUAAGGAACUCGAGCUGAAACGGGACUACUACACGUCUGUGGAGUACUGCUUCUGCGAGUUCUACUACUGGUGCAACAGUGCACAUGGCAGGAUACCCACAAUGCCCCUCCUGCUGCUGCUACCAUUGGCAUUGUGGCUGGCACGGGACCCGUGAGCUACUCACCACGGUGGCCGCACGCAUCUAGGGCUCAGUAUGCUGCAUCAAUUUGUGCUGAGCUGGCACUCGAGUGGAGCAUCCGGUGACAUGUUUAAUCAUUCCAGUCUUCGUUGAUAUGCAUCUCAGAGAGGUUUGAAUCUCUUAUAAACCAGCAAACAAGCUCUGUAGUGCACCAGGCCAAACUGCAUGUCAUGCAAAUGGACCCGGAGGACACUUGCCAACACCAGGGUAGGCAGGCGAUGGAAACAGCAGGGUCGGUCCGAGCAAAGCGCCCUUUAACUACCUGUUAGAUCGAGAGCUCACACAAAUACACAGCACCGACACAGGAUGUUUCAGCUCACCUUUGGUAUUCCUUGUGCUUCGACAGAAUUCCAUCAGCCCAUGGGGGAGACAAAGCAUCUCUUUUAAAAUAUUUUACCUCGGUCGGUGGCGUGCCUUUUAUUUAUGAUGAGCCACAGCCGAGGCAGGUGAGCAUCUUAGCACCCACUUUGUUACGGGUGCAAAGAGGUAUUACACAAGCACUGCGCUUGAGGAACAGUGGUCAGUUUUCUGCUUGAGUAAGAAAACUGAGCUGCAUCUUUUGUCAGCAGUUGUGCUCUGGCUUCCUGCUUGUCAAGCUGGCACAAUGCUGCUGGUGCAAGCAGUUCUUGCGGAAAGCACAUAUAAGGAAGCCCAGGGUCAGUGCUUGUGAGGCAAACCUCCCGUCUCGCAAUGGCAGCAUUUAGCAGUUACGAUUGCGGCUGCCACAAGGUGGAGCAUGUCCACCAGCCAAUGCCUACUGUAAUGGGCACAGAAACUUGUUAAUGCUUUAAAGCCAUUUACUUUAUGCCACGUGGACAAACUUAAUGUCAUUCAUUUUUGCAUCUGUUCGCCGGAACUCAUUCGACCGAAAAAGGCAUACUCUUCAAUGCCAUACCUUGCGUAGUACAAUAUUAAUUCAAGUAUUGACACAGCCUCUAUCGUGAAAAAAGAAAAAUAAUUUAUACAUAAACUUUAACUGCAACAUUCCUAUCAGACUUGGCAAACUUCCUCAGGUCGCCAUUAUAACUUCGACGCGGCAGGUGCCAGUUUGCUUGUGGGCUUCGGACUCCACAUGCAACAGCUCAAGUUUUAAUGGUUGGUUGCAGCAUUCUAAUAGACCUCAUGCUAACGACGCUAUAGUAUGCUUAUAUUUACAUUUUGCUAUUAGUUGAAGUGGAUUAAACUUGUAAACACAUAUUUAUUUUUUAAUUAGCAUCCCAAGAUUGGCCACUUCAGAAGACACUGUCAUUGACAUCAUCAUGUCAAAUGCCAUUAAAUUUGGACGUGUGGCAGCCUUGUUGAAAAAAAUGUAAUUAAAAAGCUGCAGGGUUAACAGUUGAAUGCCAUUUUUUGUGCCCGUGUGGCACAGGUAUAAGUGCUGCCCUUGGGAGCUGCUGUGGCCCAAGAUGGAAAGCUUGUGCCCAUUGUGUUAUUCUUGAAUGUGCUUCAUGUCAGCUUCAUGGAACUUGUCGAGGCAGGUUGAACAUGCUGUUGCAUUGCCUAUUGACCACCUGUGAAAAAGCUUGCUAUGCAAGUGCAAAUCAUGCAUAGCGAAUUGUGGUUGAGUUUGUGGCUUGUUUGGCCCGUUACUCCAAACUUUACUGCCCCCGCAAGAAUACAUUUAAAAACGAUUCUAUGCUUGUUUUGGAAAACUUUUUUUGGAUACUGUACAGCGUGUGUUCACAUAAGUUUGGCCAGGCAUGUCCGGCGACUGAAAAGUUCUGUUUUGCUGGCCGAGGGCCAUGGUAAAGAGAAAAAAUUUUUGCGAUCAAACUUCCGACGUGCUGUUGCCUCAGCCAGAUUUGGUAUAAAUGCUCAACAAAAACUGCCGAACAUGACCUUGAUUCAUCUCCAAAAAAAUGACCUGCAAGAGAACUCCAAACAAAGACUGGGGAAUCGGUCUGUCCCAUGCUUGGUUGUGGAUGUGCAUAAACUAGCUGUGAGAGGGAAGAAUGGCCGAGUCUACAUGCAGAACGGGGCACUGUAAAUGUAACACCUGUUCCGCUCACCAAGUCUAUGCUUGCCAUUUCGCAAUGUGCAGCCUAGUGUGGCGUUGGUUCACUCAGGUACUAAAAGUUCUGCCUCGCUGAUCAAGUUGCAACCCUGCACUUGACCGAGAAAAUUGUUCAUGAAUCCUAUCCACUCAGUUCUUUAUGAACUGCAUGCAAGAGAUGCGCUUUGAAGCCCCAUAUCUACAGCAAGUCCUCUCAACACCUUGUGACGAUGCACCCAUGCACAGCCUUUGCUUUUGUUUUCACUUCAAGCUUUGUUUAAUCAAUUCCUGCUUUCUGUACCAUCCUGGAGCAUUUUCGUUUCAUAAGUGAAAGGAAGCCAACAAGUACACGCAUGAACCCAUUUUAUGUGGCGGUAGCAUUUAUUCUAUCGCAUUUUUGCAACCAAAGAAAUAAUCUAACAUAUUUUUCCACAUUGUGUUAGUGCUUGUCAAUUCACUUAAAUCGUGAAAUUUUAAAGAGAAUUGGAAUUUGCCUUUUUUUAAAGAGAUUCUUAAUGUGAAGCUAAUUUAGUGACACACUGAAACUUGAGCGCUUGUGGAUUUUUCCUGCCAAUGAAGACAAGUAUAUUUGCCUCUAAUUUUAACGACUUUAAUGACAACAGACUGGCAAAAUUUGAAAUCUGUGCUCUGUAUAGAUGUGGAGAAAGAAGUCUGAGCUUUUGCAAAUAUUAUGCAAUUUUUUUUUUUUUUCUUGUCAGAGUUGUAGCAGUGAUACUCUAUGGCGAUAAGCUGGACUCGGUUAUAUUGACUCGCAGUCUGACAUUAAAUAUUCUUAGAGCCAUAGCCACAACAAUUUUUCUUUAGGAUAUAGCCAAAAUGUGUAUGCGCUUCUGACUGACCUGGCACUUGUGUAUCCUUUUCGUGAAGACAAAACUUCUUUUUUCUCGCAGUACUGACAUUGAUUUCCUUGCCCUCGGCACUGGGGUGGCAGAAUAUAAUUUUUUUAUCAAAAUUAAAAAUGGCCAUCGGAGUGCCACUUAGCGCUGAUUCUACACUUGCAUGAACACAUUUCCUGAAAAAUGCAGGUUGAAGAAAGGGUUGAUAAUAUUGUUUCCUUUGUUCAGCCAAUCGCAAAUUGUGGUGUAGUAAUUUAUCACAGAUGUUACGUUGGCUUAGUAGGUUGACAAGGGUGCACUUUCGUUUCCAUCGUCAUUUCUGCUUUCACGAACAUAAAUGCAAGCUUCCAUUUGUGUCUCAAUGUUGUUACUGUCACCUUCUGGCAUCAUGUACCACCAUGUUUUUUUUAAAAAGAGCCCUGGCCUAGUUAUACUGGUGUAAACUUGGUCUCACACUUUUUAAUAGCCUUACCAAUAUGGCAUAAGUAGGUUUGCAUACAAAUGCACUGCACCAAAUUUGGGUCAGUCAAAAAAAAAUUUUUACCAAACCACGUGCAUUUAUUGGCUUGUCGUUCUUUUUUUGCAUUUCAUGAUUAGAGCUGACCUUGUGAAGGCUGCUGUGCCAAUCUGCAUUUUACUGUGACGCAGGACCUCCCUUCAUUGUUGGUAGGGGUGCGUGGAUACAGUGGAAUCUCGUUGUUACGAUCUUCACGGGAGCUCGAAAAUAAAGCAUAUCAUCUGAAAAUCGUAUUAUCAGGAAAAUAAAAAUAAACAUAUCCCAAUAAACGUAUUAUGCAGAAUCAUACCAACGAGAUUCCACUGUAUUUGAAACUUUUGAAUGAAAUAGUCACAGUUCACAAAUUUAUUAUUCUCUUUUGUCUCUCGCUCUCUCCAUAUAUAUGAAUGCAGAGCAUGUCCGUUCUUGCAAGAGUGCAAUCAUUCAGAUCUGCGGCAGAUAACUUGUGGUUGGUAGCUCAGACACACAUGUGCAGUGCACUGCUCCAUUUGCAGCUAGGAUGUAUCCCUUGAAAUGCAGAAAGUGAAUUGCUGCUCGUCCUUCAAACAGCUCUUCGUUGCCCAUUCUGUUUUGAUGCCCUAGCAUGGUACAUAAAAUGCAAUUUUUACAUACCACUAAAGCUAGAGAGACGUGCGCUCAUUUUGAUGCCCAUUGUAUGCACAUGCUCAAAAUUUGUACCAACUUUAUGAAUGUCCCUCAUGAUGAUCACGUUUCAUACUGUGUUCUUCGUUGAAUACUUGUAUACUGAAGUUUUCUGCAACCAGCUGUGAUGCCCUUACGAGACAUUUGUACAGUUCAAUCUUGAUAUAACAAAGUCUAGUAAAAUCUGCAAUUUGGUUUGUUAUAUUGAAAUUUUGGGAUAAAUGUAAUUCGAUUUUUUAUGCCAUAUUUACAGUCGGCAGGAAAUUUUUUUUUACACGGAAGGGGCUGGCAAUAUUUUCCGAAUUCAGAAUUGAAUGAGUAAAAAAAAAGAAACUGAUUUUGUUGAAUUUGAGAAUCGGUGAGUGCUGAAGAUGCGCAUCGCAUUGGUACCAAGGUUUGGGGUUGGAGUCAUCGCACUUGAACAUUAUACGGAACAUGAUGCAGCUCCGCUUCCAUGUCGUGGGAGCGCCUGUAAUUCAACCCUCUGCGUCUGCGGAAGUUUCCAUUUAUUGUCUCUGUAUUUCAUUGCGACGGCACUAAAAUUUCGUUUUAUUGAAAUUGUGUAUAAGCAUGUUAUAUUGAGGUUAUAAAUACAUAUUGUUCUAUGGUUGAGAAGUUAUAAAAAGUUGAAUACUUUGUUAUAUUGAGGUUUAACUGUAUUAAUUACAGUGCUUAUUAUUUAAUGAUAGCAUUCCCUUGCUGGACCUGCAAUAAGAUUGAUGAGACAACUUUACUAGCUCUUGUUCUUGUUGCUCUUGUUGCUUUUAUGGUGCCCGUGCUUUUUCCUCGGGCCAUUGACUGAAAGUCUUGUUCUAGAUCACUGCCUUGGACUUGUGUGAUCCUUGCUCAUGUCCAAAAGUGCUGGGAAUGUGUGCUGUCAUUUAAUAUCCGUCCAGGCUCCAAGAAGUUUUCAAGAGUGAUGCAUGUGGAGCCAAUUUUUUUUUUUUGUUAAGAAUCUCACGACAGCUUGUGAUCAUUUACUCAAAAACAUGGAAUGAACAACUUUGUACAAAAAUGAAUAAGAUGUCCUGUACACUG
Dermacentor silvarum is the source of this 5659-nucleotide messenger RNA. RefSeq lists its product as uncharacterized. Gene Ontology annotation, biological process: regulation of synaptic transmission, cholinergic; sleep; positive regulation of voltage-gated potassium channel activity. Bases 109 to 588 code for a protein of 159 amino acids. The transcript has 4 exons. Lineage: Eukaryota; Metazoa; Arthropoda; Arachnida; Ixodida; Ixodidae. The record is from RefSeq and is a predicted model, not a curated record.